UAAUGCCAGUUUGCUGCUCAAAGAAAAUCAAAACAUGUAAAUUCUUCCUCAUUUUUUUUGAGAGGUAAAUUCUUCCUCAGUUCCUCAUAACAAAUUUGAAAUUCUUCUUCUUCUUCUCAUCAUGCAAUAAUUAUGACACAAAUCCGUUUAUAAUUCUGUUAAAAAGCUACCUUUAAACCUACCCAUUCCCUUGCUUUCAUGCUUUAAUUGCGCAUCUAAAGCAAAAUUAGCCGUUAGAUGGCAUAAAACACAUGAACAGCCUCCGGCCCAUUCUUUCAUAUAUGUGUAGAAUCGUAACUCCCAAUUCUUUCAUUUCCACGUCUCUCUAGCUAUGAUUCUAUGAUUAUAAGUAUCCCAUUGAAAUGAAGAAACAGAGCAAAAAUGUCCAAGAAUGAACCAGAAGAAAAAAAUGAGUGAAAAUCACGCCCUUUCUUCCAAGGGAGACGUGCCCUUUUCUUGGGAGCAAAAGCCCGGGAUCAGAAAGGCGACAGUGCCAGUCUUUCAUGUCCACCACACCAAGCUGCCCCCUCCGCCGCGCGCGGCGGCGCAUGAUGGCUGCAGGAGUUCUCCUCUGAGAUACCACCGAGGCCUGCAAAUCCCUCCACCGCCGUGCACGGCUCCACCGGUGCCGAGAAAUUCGUCCCGAAAAGGGGUGAUCGGUAAACGUGAUGAUCCGUUCUUGAUUGCGUAUAUGGAGUGUACAAAGAACGUUGGGCCAAAAGGUGAUAACUUUAUGUGGUUUAGCAAGGAUGAUGGAGUGAGGAAGAGGAAGAAGAAGAAGAAGAAAAACGUUGGGUUCUUUUCUUGUAAAGAUUCAUGCGGCGUGCUUGAGGAUAAGAUUGUUCGAGCUUCACAACUUCCGGUUUCGAGAUCUCAAAGAGCCGACGAAUGAAGAAGAAGAUGGUUUCUCUGAAAUCGAGUGUUUGUUUUUCUUGUAAUUUGUAGAAAUUUAUUGAACUUCCAGUUUUCGAUGCAUCACAAUAAUAAAAUGAUACCUAUUCUAAACGGGUUUAAAAUGCAAAAAAAAAAAACUAAUUAGGAUCUGUAAAUGUGUUGAAUCUGUUAUCGUAUAACAUUCAAGUGUUCCACUAUCUGCCUAUUUCCACCAAUUCAGUUUUUGAUUUUAAUCAAGUAACAACUCACCUGUGAUAUGUACCACCUAAUAUUUUAUUGAAAUGCUAGACAUUAAUCAA
This is a messenger RNA of Cuscuta europaea, 1193 nucleotides long. NCBI's taxonomy places the organism in Eukaryota, Viridiplantae, Streptophyta, Magnoliopsida, Solanales, Convolvulaceae. The record is from the annotation of a GenBank genome assembly.